GUCUUAAAAUCUGGGCGUCUACAUUGGGAUCCCCUUUGUCUGUGAAGGAGUGUAUGCGCGUCAUCUGUUAUAUAUGCGAACGAUGGCUCUUUGUUGAGUCAUUGACACUUCUAGAUUAAUACUUGGCCAACUCAUAAAAUCAGACAACUGCAGAUUAUUAUCAAGUGACUUAGAAGCUAGGGUAUCAGGGUAGAUACCUACCUACCUCGUCCUGAAUACCCAAGAUAACAGACAGCGAUACUAGGCACGUUAGAAAGACACGUUGAGACCGCUAUACCAAGACGGUCCAUCCAAGCAGCCUUCAUUACCUACCUGAAUCUCUUCCUGCCGGGUAGAUAAUUUAUGAAUCCGAAUGUAUCUCCAUAAAUACCAGCCCUCCCACAGCCGACAUCUCCAACUCCCACCCCUCGUCGAGAAGGAGGCAGAAGAAACCACGGAGGACAACAGUCACGAGUGGCUCGUCCUCGCGAAAGAGAGCGUCCGACGGGACCUUGAGGCGUCCAAGAAGGAGCUGGAACUUGUCAGAGACCUGCUCGGGGAAUUAAACGGCGGCUUCGAAGUACGGACAUCCGACCGCGGGGCUAGAGACCGGUUGUUUCUUAUGAGGGCUUGCCAGGAGUACUCCGGCUCGCGGUCGUGUAUGCUCGAAGAACGGCUGUGACAGAUAGAUUUAUGGAUGGACGAGGCGCGCUUGGGUCGGAGCAUUCCUAGUAGAGUGCCAGAUGAAUGGAUCAUGGUCGAUGUUGAAUGGCGGCAAUGGCUGAGCGAACAAGUCGCUCCACGGGAUAGCUCAUCUGGCCAAGUCAAUACUAUGUCCCGCCAGAGAGACGCGGUGCAAUCUUGGGGACCACUGAUUCCCAUACUCGCGGCUUUGAUCGAGUAGAAGUAAGCCUAAGCCAUGAAGGACUUGGUAGCUUCGGGUUAUAAUGUGUUACGAACGAUUGGCGCAAGUGUGGGAUCGUAUAUUGCUGCAGGCGUUCGGUAACGGUUCAAGGAGGCUCAUCUU
This is a messenger RNA of Daldinia caldariorum, 1006 nucleotides long. RefSeq lists its product as uncharacterized. Bases 353 to 661 code for a protein of 102 amino acids. The transcript has 2 exons. Lineage: Eukaryota; Fungi; Ascomycota; Sordariomycetes; Xylariales; Hypoxylaceae. The record is from RefSeq and is a predicted model, not a curated record.